AUGAAGAAGUCGCAAUGCGCGUUUGUUACAUUGACAAUCGGAUCCUCGCAUGAAAUCCAAAUACUUUCAAAGUUUUCUUUUCGCUCAUUUGAUGUCAUCCUUCCACUCGAUGAGCCUAAAAGCCCGAACAGUCGUUUAAACGCAAGUAUAUGUUCGCAACUGAAACUCCACCAGCUUGUAGAAUUGGGGAGAGUAAACGAGUACACCCUGAUUUGCUAG
This is a messenger RNA of Cylicocyclus nassatus, 219 nucleotides long. The record is from the annotation of a GenBank genome assembly. NCBI's taxonomy places the organism in Eukaryota, Metazoa, Nematoda, Chromadorea, Rhabditida, Strongylidae.